Molecule: messenger RNA, 5346 nt
Organism: Lodderomyces elongisporus
Lineage: Eukaryota; Fungi; Ascomycota; Pichiomycetes; Serinales; Debaryomycetaceae
Exons: 1
Coding region: 1-5346 (1781 amino acids)
Biological process (GO): maturation of LSU-rRNA from tricistronic rRNA transcript (SSU-rRNA, 5.8S rRNA, LSU-rRNA); maturation of 5.8S rRNA from tricistronic rRNA transcript (SSU-rRNA, 5.8S rRNA, LSU-rRNA)
Cellular component (GO): nucleolus
Source: RefSeq, a predicted model, not a curated record
AUGUCGGAGGUAAAAAAGAGAAAGAUAUAUUCUUCUCAGUCGUCGGUUAAUAUCGACUACCAUGUCAUUGAAGAGGUAAACAAAGUGGUGGAACUAUUGGACAAGGAACCUGAAGAUACAAAAGAACAGGACAAAGAAAGUAAUAAAACAAAAGAGUCCUUGGCACUCGAAUCAUUUAUUGAGAGAGGCUAUUUGGCCAAACUUUUACCCAUCUGGUCAUACUACUCAUCGACUAAUAACCACAAGGAGUUUGUUGACAUAACCAACAAGAUCAAUGCUAUAAUAUUCAGGAUAAACAAGGCUAAAUCUCUGGCAUCAUCAUCAUCAUCAUCGUCAUCAUCAUCACCGUUAUUACAGCAUCGACAAUCCAUACUCGAUACUUUUAAGGAUAUCUUAAUCAACCACAUACGAAUUCUUUAUCGUGCACUAAGCAGCUUGAAACCAUCUUCAACAAACCCAAACAUUAGACUCUUGGACAACAUCGUUCAAUAUGACCCGAUAAUUGCUAUGGAGUUUCUCAACCAGUUUGAUAUGGCACUACCAGUAUUACCAAAACUAGUGACACCUAGCAAGAUUGAAAUUGAACUGGGUGAAAUUAGCAACGACGCCUACUCGAUAAGAUGCAAUUUUAUCAAGUUUUGGAUUAACUUAUGCUCGCAAGUACUGCAUGUGCACCGAUUAGAUUUGUUGACUAAUCAUCCAAAAAUUAUGAGAAAUAUUUGGAAGUACUUGCAAUACGACUCAUUACAACUGAUACACCACUUGAUCAACUUUUUGGACUCCAAAGUAUUGGAUGAAGCUAAUUUUAAGAAAUCACAAAAAUGUAAAAUACUCAAUGACAACUUUAUGUAUAAAGUACAGGCCCUAUUCAGCAAAGUCUCAGAGCCAUUUCUUAUCAAUUUCUUGAACAAAUUGACAACAGAUACCAAACAUGGUAUAAUAUUUGCAAACGACAGCUUCUGGAAUAAGGAAUCCAAUGUAGGUGUUGAAAUCGAGAUCAACAACAAGAAAUUCAAAGUGGCAAACAAACUAUUGUACACCCUCCUAACAAGCUUAAAGCCAACAGAGUCGAACCAGCAACUACAAUUCAUUGUGCGGGUAUUAUCCAGCAAUCAAGAACUCGUAGCACCAUACAUGAACUAUUUGGUUCAACAUGGUGGGGGUUACCAUGACCCAUCUCUUACAUCUUGGUGGAUCGCUCAUACUUUGCUCUAUACCAACAUAUUGCAAAUCGCGCCACCAAAAUUUGACCAAAAUACCGAAUACAUAAAGUUUGAUGCAAAAUCAAUAGCAGAGUCCAUUGCAUUGGCACCACUACUGAAAGCUGCAUUAUCAAAGGGCUUGCAAUCGAGCAAUAAAAAACUUGUUUUGCAACUUACUUUACAAUUGAUCCUUUACAUUUUACAAAAAUUGGAACUGAUUUUACAAGAAUCUUUUAUAUCAGUUGCCAAUACUGAAAGACAGGAAUUGAUUGCAUUGGUAUUUAACCAGUUACCCGAUACUAGUGCAAUUGUGCAAGUCAUAUCAGCAUCAACCACAAAUGAAAAAGAUUUACCUCCUGCCAUUCCUGAUAUCACAAAGCUCACAACCCUCAAAAUUUUACAAAAAUAUGACUUGUAUACUCCAUCAUCUACCAAAAAAAGCUCUUUGCAGAAACUCGUCUCCAUGGGAGUUGCCAGUAUAGUUGACAAAAAUGUACAAUCGCAACUGCUUACUAGUUAUGACUUGAUCAUCUUGGACAUGUUUAUCAAUUUGCAAGACCAAAACUUUAAAUGGUGGAACAAAAUUAAUAAUCAAAACUCAUUCUAUACCUCAUUGAUAAAAUUUGCAUCUAAUUCAAGUAUCAAUUCAUCAAAAUUUAGUUUUACCAAAAUCUAUACAUUGCUAAACAGAUUAGGUGCUGACAAGAUGUUUUUCAAUGCUGAUUUACUAGUCACGCCAAUUGUCGCACUUAUUUACUCAAUUGAUUCUGAUAUAGCCGAUAAUAUUGAGUAUUGGAACAUGCUUGAUGAAACCAUUGCAAGGUGUGUUCGAACGCCAUACAAAUAUUUCGACUUGACGCAUGCAAAAUACGAGGAUACGAGCAUUUUCGUUGUGGCUUUAAUGGAACAAUUUAAAUACUAUAUUAACAAGCCGAAUGUAGCAAGAGACGAUGCAUUGAAAUGGCUCUCACGGUUUAUAAGAUAUUUGGUCAUCUUUGGUGAAUCAAAGAGUGCACUUGUAUCGAUGAUUACCAACGAAUUGGAUGGUAUCAUCAUGGAUUAUGAAUCUAUUUUGCAAAACCAUCUCGCUUUUGAUGGUGAUAAAGAUUUUGAUGUGAGGGACUGCUCAAUCUUGGAGAUUGUAUACAAUAUGUCCUUGGACCAAUUGAUCAACAAACCUAGUAUAUUGGAAAAAAAAGUUAUUACAUCAAACUUGGACUUUGCUGCAAUUUUGUCCUUGUUGCAAACAAUAAAUUCAAAUCCAACAUUGGAGUCUGCUCAGCCAUUGAUAAAAAUCAUAUUCAGUAAAAUAUGGAAUUUCUUGAUGAAUUGUGACGAACAAGCAAUCAAGUAUUUCACCUCUGGUGCAAUUUGGAAACCAUUAUUUAGAAGUGAAGUUGAGAAUGGAAAUGAAGAUGGAAGUAAAGUUCUAGAUACAAAUACAAACAUAGACACAAACUCAGACACAAACUCAGACACAAACUCAGACACAGACACAGACACAAACUCAGAUACAAACACAAACACAAACUCAGACACAAAUUCAGACACAAACACAAACACAAAGUUGAGUUUGCAGUUUUAUAAUGAUAUACUUGAGGAACUACCAAGAAAAGUGUUACCUGAAGAUCUUUUAAAUUACAUUGAAGAAGGCAUUUUUCCCAAACAAAAAAUUUCAAUGCUUUCCUUUGCUUGGGCAUUGGACGAUGAUCAAUUGAAAAGGUUGCUAGAUGUCUCUAGUGAUCCUGUUUUUAUUACUUCAUUGACAGCACAGAUUAUAAAACGGGGAAAUAUGGUAUUUACGGUUGAUCAGUUUUGGAAAAUCUAUGACACUCAUGCGGAUAAGAGACUUGAGAUGUUGACUGCAAUUAUUAAUGAUAGCCUCAUGGGGUUCAACGACAUACAGUUGCAUCUGUUGUUAACCAAGAUAAUUUCAAACCACACAAGUGAUAAGCCGUUGCUUCCUCUUUUAAUCAGGAAAUUCAAAAGUCGCUCCAGUUUGUACUUGGCUCCAAGUGCAAGCUCUGAGUCCGAUUCCAAUUCCCUAGCUUCAAAAUUGGCUAGUUUGACCUUGCCAAAUGAUGAUGACUUGAAAUUAUUGAUUGCAUCAUCCUUAAUUCAAGCUGAAUUUGAAGUUCCAUCUUUGUUGAUGUCUGAGGUUAAUGAAAUAAUAACGAGAAAGCUCAAUUCAGAUACGUGUCAGAAUGGUACGUCUAGUGUUUGGAACGAUAUUUUAGUUAUUCUUGCAACGCAGAAAAAUGUUGAUUCGGACACUCUUUUACAAGUUUUCAUAGUGAUUGACUAUAAGCAAACUUUGAACUCGUCGUUUAUCAGAUUAGUUUCAAGAUCACCACAAUCUUUAUCUACUUCAAGUGGUAUCAAGUUGACGCAGUGGCUUCACAAGACUAUGCUUUACAUUACUAAAAAGUUUGCAGAAUCAGACACAUUAUCAGAAAAUUUCACGAAUUUUUUAACCAGUAUGGGUGACUACCACAUUCUGCACUCGGACAUUUGGUCUAUAGCACCAGCAAAUGUGCUCAAUACUCAAUUAGAAGUUAUUUUACAAUCCAAAUUCGCCAAGAAUGCAAUUAAUUUGCAAUAUGUUGCUAAAAUGAUUUUAACAGCUCCCAAAAACAAAAUCAACUUUCAACGUUUGUUUCAAAUUAGCUUGACUGCACUUUCUGUGUUGGAUGAUUUACCCAGUAGUGAAAAUGCAGAUGCGCGCUAUUAUGCCGCUAUAAUCAUCUUUAUAUUAUUCAAUUUUGAUCAUCUGAAAUUAUCAAACAUGGCAAGCGUUGAUAAUAUUUUGGUCAAAUACCAGGGCUUGAACAGAGCUGAGGACUUGCUUUUGAAACAAGUUUUGCAAAAAAUGGAGGCUAAACUUGCAAUCACUUGGAUAGCCAAAGUUGCAACUUGGGAACUUUCAGAGGAGCUAGCCGAGAAUGAAAAGGAACUAGUUACUGGUGGCGGUCAAGAGAAAUUGAUUGUGAGUCGAAAUGGCCAGUUCACCAUCACAUUGAAUAAAACAACUAUUCUGAACACACUUAGCAGUUGUCAAAUGGGUUUACCUAUGUUUGCCAAGACUAAUGGCUCUAGAUUAGCGCCUGAGGAAAUUUGGUUGCAAAUGAAAACGCUUGAACAACAAAAUUCCUUAAACUCCUCUCAAGAGCGUCUUGCUUACGAUGCCGAGUUUUUAUUAAUGGUUGUUUUAAAUAACGAGGAGUUGCUCCAAUACAAAAAAGAAGAGGAUGGAAGCGUGUCCUAUAAUUUUAAUAUCAAGAAUAUGAUUGAUAAUGGAUUUUUACAAUUCAUUAUUGCAAACUUACCAAAUGAGGAUUAUCAAGGCAUAUCUAAAGUGAUUUUAAACAAAAUUCUUGUUUCCAUCGAUAGUGAGGUGAAUAACCAGUUUAAAGAUAAAAACAUUUACAAAGUAUUUAUUUCUUCUAUUCUAUUCACAUUGGCCCAUCAGCAACAACAACAUCAACAUCAACAUCAACAACAACCCUCCGUAUCAGGUGAUGGAAAGCCUCCUCCACAAAUUGGUAAACUUGUUUGGUUUAUAUAUUCACAGUUUGUUCCUAUAUUGUCCAAUCCAGGUCAUUUUCUUUAUGAAAAAGUUUACCGGUAUGUCUUGUCCCAUCCCAAAUUAAAAAGUUGGGAGGUGCCAUUGUGGAGCUCCAUUAUUUACCCAUCUGAAUCAAGCGAGUGGUAUUAUAGAGAAUUGACAUGGGUUAUUGAGCAGAUGACUGAAGGUGUGUCGACCGUUGCAGACUUGGCCGUGUUGAAGUCAUCUCAAAUUGAAGCAAUCUUAAACUUGAUCAAUUCAGAGUACAUAAACAUGAAGCUAAAGACAUCUAUUUUGAAAUUUAUCUACAAAAUACAGAGUAUUGACCAAGGUUCUGACUUGUUAAUCACUAGAUUUGGUAUCUUGACAUUUUUGGAAUUAUUUAUUCAAACUUUGAACCAAAAGGAAAAUAAAGAAGAAGCCAGCAGCAAGAUUUUCACACAGCAGUUGAAAAACAACGUUGAUUCAAUCUUGUGCAGGUUUGAAGUCAGUGUUGGUGAAAGCAAAAGGGUUCAGGAAUGGACAAGUCACACUCUUACAAAAGAGUUGCAAAGAUUGCACAAUGCUCUAUCAUCGUAG